This is a messenger RNA of Ricinus communis (castor bean), 1802 nucleotides long. RefSeq names its product serine--tRNA ligase. Bases 207 to 1550 code for a protein of 447 amino acids. Gene Ontology annotation, molecular function: serine-tRNA ligase activity; ATP binding; tRNA binding. The transcript is spliced from 10 exons. Gene Ontology annotation, biological process: seryl-tRNA aminoacylation. The record is from RefSeq and is a predicted model, not a curated record. Gene Ontology annotation, cellular component: cytosol. Lineage: Eukaryota; Viridiplantae; Streptophyta; Magnoliopsida; Malpighiales; Euphorbiaceae.
UUUUAAGAAGCUUAAUUCGUCGUCGUUUCAACAAAACCCUUAACUCUCACUUCUUUUGCUUCUUGCUUUUGUGAUUUGAAUGGCGGACACGCGAGAGCGUAGGGGAAGUCUCCGGUGGGCUUAGUGGCAAGGCUUUAAGAUAAGAGAUAGCAUAGAGCUUGCCGUAGAGGAUCAGAGUUUGUUAGAAGUAGAAGAAAGGUAGAAAUAUGUUGGACAUCAAUCUAUUCAGAGAAGACAAGGGCCACAACUCUGAACUCAUCUGGGAAUCUCAACGUCGCCGUUUUGCCAAUGUUAAUAUAGUUGAUGAGAUCAUUCUCCUUGACAAGGAGUGGAGGCAGCGUCAAUUUGAGCUCGAUAACCUCCGCAAGGAUUUUAAUAAGAUAAACAAACAAGUUGCUAAACUCAAAAUUGCAGGUGAGGAUGCAACUGAAAUGAUAAACAAUACUAAUGAGAACAAGCGAUUGAGUGCUGAGAAAGAAGCACAAGUGCAGGAGGCUGCCUUAGCUUUGAACAAGAAAUUGGAACAAGUUGGGAACCUUGUGCACGAUUCUGUGCCCAUUAGUAACGAUGAGGCUAAUAAUUUUGUGAUUCGUGUUUGGGGUGAGAAACGCUGGGAGCCUAAAUUAAAAAACCAUGUCGAGCUUGUUGAGUUUCUAGGAAUUGCAGAUACUAAGAAGGGUGCCAAUGUAGCUGGAGGUAGAGGCUACUAUUUGAAAGGGGCUGGUGUACGACUUAAUCAAGCAUUGAUCAAUUUUGGGCUAGAUUUUUUGGAGAAAAGGGGUUACACAGCCUUGCAGACUCCCUUUUUCAUGAGAAAAGACGUUAUGGCAAAAUGUGCUCAGUUAGCACAAUUCGAUGAAGAACUUUACAAGGUGACUGGUGAAGGAGACGACAAAUAUCUAAUUGGUACAGCUGAACAGCCACUCUGUGCUUAUCAUUUAGAUGAUUGGAUCCAUCCCUCACAGCUACCAAUCAGAUAUGCUGGAUACUCAUCUUGUUUCUGUAAAGAAGCUGGUUCGCAUGGUCGUGAUACUUUGGGAAUUUUUCGAGUUCAUCAGUUUGAAAAAGUGGAGCAAUUCUGCAAUACCAGCCCAAAUGGCAACGAUUCUUGGGCCAUGCAUGAGGAAAUGAUCAAGAACUCUGAGGAUUUCUACAAGAUGCUGAACAUCCCAUACCAAGUUGUGGCUAUUGUUUCUGGUGCUUUAAAUGAUGCAGCUGCAAAGAAGUAUGAUUUGGAAGCGUGGUUUCCUGCCUCAGAAACAUGCAGAGAGUUGGUCUCCUGUUCAAAUUGCACAGACUACCAAUCAAGAAAGUUAGAAAUACGAUAUGGGCAGAAAAAGAGCAAUGAGCAGGCAAAGCAAUAUGUUCACUUGUUGAACUCUACCCUCACUGCAACUGAGAGGACCCUUUGCUGCAUCCUUGAGAAUUACCAGAAGGAAAAUGGCAUAGAGAUCCCAGAACCUUUGAGAGUGUACAUGGGCGGAGUAUCUUUUCUCCCUUUCCAGAACAACGCAUCUACAGAAGGCAAGGGGAAGAAAUUUAAGGCCUAACCACGUCCUUGUAAAACCUAAAAACAGAAUUCUAGUAUGGGUGCCAUUUGGUCAAGAUUCAGCUUAAGAAAACUGAAUUUUGAAGGGAACUUUUUUCAGUCAUUUCUCAUACUAUUUCUUUGACACAGAUAUAGAAGCCUCUUGUAACUGCAGGUUAUUUUUACUUCUUUUUCUUUUUCCUUUAAAAUCUUGUCAAAUGCUUGCAGAAUUGUGUUUAAGCUUAUAGAAAAAAAGUAUAUUUUAUUUUCUUUA